Penicillium expansum is the source of this 1707-nucleotide messenger RNA. Its product is annotated as amino acid permease. Gene Ontology annotation, molecular function: transmembrane transporter activity. The record is from RefSeq and is a predicted model, not a curated record. Gene Ontology annotation, cellular component: membrane. Gene Ontology annotation, biological process: transmembrane transport. Lineage: Eukaryota; Fungi; Ascomycota; Eurotiomycetes; Eurotiales; Aspergillaceae. The transcript has 3 exons. The coding region runs from base 1 to 1707 and encodes 568 amino acids.
AUGGAGACUAAAACCCUUGUUUCAGACAUCUCCAAAGGCCAGCACGAGGCGAACAAUGCUCAAGUCACUUCCGUACUUCCGGAUGGCGAUGUGCCAUAUACGGACCAUGAUAUGGAUGCCGAUGAGAGGGUGAUCACUGCGUUGGGUUACAAGCAAGAGUUCAAGCGCGAGUUCUCGCUAUGGACGACUUUUUGCGUCAGUUUUGCUGUUCUGGGGUUGCUACCAUCAUUUGCGAGUACCCUGUAUUAUGGAAUGGGAUACGCCGGAACAGCGGGUAUGGUCUGGGGCUGGAUCAUUGCCAUGAUAUUUAUCCAGUGCAUUGCAAUGUCAAUGGCAGAGCUAUGUUCAGCAAUGCCGACUAGCGGCGGACUAUACUACGCCGCAGCAGUCCUCGCACCCCCGGGCUACGGACCCUUCGCCGCCUGGAUCACCGGCUGGUCCAACUGGAUCGGACAAAUCACCGCAGCGCCAUCAGUCAACUACUCGCUCAGCGCAAUGAUCCUCGCAGCAGUCUCAGUCUACAACCCAUCCUACACCCCGACAACAUGGCAGACCUUCCUGCUGACAACCCUCAUAAUGAUCCUGCACGCCGGAAUCAGCAGCAUGUCCACAAAGCGCGUAGCACAGUUCAACUCAUGGGGCUCGAUAUUCAACUUUAUCGCGCUGAUCACAGUCCUCAUCAUGAUCCCCGCAAACACCAAAAACAGCCCGAAAUUCACACCCUCCAAACAAGUCUGGGGCGACAUAACAAACCUAACUGACUUCCCGGACGGCGUCGCCGUGCUCAUGACCUUCGUCGGCGUGAUCUGGACGAUGUCCGGCUACGAUUCGCCGUUCCAUUUGAGCGAGGAGUGCUCAAACGCGAACAUCGCCUCGCCGCGCGCAAUCGUGCUCACCUCCGGCGUGGGCGGGUUGAUGGGCUGGUUCCUACAAUUGGUCGUUGCAUACACAGUGCUGGAUAUCGAGGCCGUUAUUGAUUCCGAUCUGGGACAGCCCUGGGCGUCGUAUUUGCUGCAGGUCAUGCCGCAGAAGUCGGCUAUGGCUAUCUUGGCUUUGACGAUUGUCUGUGGGUUUUCGAUGGGUCAGGGAUGUAUGGUUGCCGCGUCGCGGGUUACGUAUGCUUAUGCUCGUGACGACUGCUUUCCGUACUCGGAUUACUGGAAGCAGGUGCAUCCGUAUACGCAGACGCCCAUUAAUGCGGUUGUAUUGAACGCCAUCCUCGGCAUCUUAAUGUGUCUCCUCAUUCUAGCUGGAGACGUGGCAAUCGGCGCUUUGUUCUCUAUUGGUGCCAUUGCGCAAUUCUUUGCUUUUGCUAUUCCUAUCAUGAUUCGGGUGUUCUUUGUCGGUAAUCGGUUCCGCAAGGGCCCCUGGCAUCUGGGUCCCUUUGGUCCGUUUAUCGGUGGCGUCGGCGUUGUCUUUGUGCUUUUGAUGAUCCCGAUCUUGUGUUUGCCUAGUGUUACUGGUAAGGACCUGACGCCUGAUCAAAUGAAUUGGACUUGCCUUGUUUGGGGUGCGCCGAUGGUGGCGGUUACGAUUUGGUGGGUUGUUGAUGCCCAUCGCUGGUUCAAAGGUCCUGUGGUCAAUGUCGAGCAUGCUAUUCAUGCGAUUGAGCAGGAGCCGGUCGUCAGUGAGGGCAUUGAGCCGGAGUCUCGAGAGACUGAGGCAACUGCUUUAUCCAAGACGGAUGAUCCAGAUAAUCCUAUCUAG